This is a messenger RNA of Stegodyphus dumicola, 3004 nucleotides long. RefSeq names its product solute carrier family 60 member 1-like. Gene Ontology annotation, biological process: transmembrane transport. Gene Ontology annotation, molecular function: D-glucose transmembrane transporter activity. The record is from RefSeq and is a predicted model, not a curated record. NCBI's taxonomy places the organism in Eukaryota, Metazoa, Arthropoda, Arachnida, Araneae, Eresidae.
GUCAGCUCUAAUUUUAUUCGGAUUGGACGGGGGUUUUCCCAAGCUUGGAAGUGAUCGUUCCACUUUGUCCAACAAAGGCUGAAUACGACUGAGAUUAGAAGAAUGAUAUGGCCAUGGAAGCAAUCUUAACUCCAAAAAGAAGCAAGUUCUAUUUUCUUCAAGCCAAUAUGUAAUUGAUUGUACACGGUGUCAAGGCCUAUAGUCGCAAUGAAAGUGCCUAUCUACGUUAGGGAAAAUCGCAGCCAUAAACGAAGAUACACGAAUCGGUAAUGAUAAGGAGGUAAGCUGUGUGGUUUAGUACUAUUUCCAGAUAUAAAGGUACCCACCUCACUCCAGGAAGAUAUUCACGAAACCAUAAUUCCAUGGCUAACAGCUUGAAAAUUUGUUAUUGGGCAAGAGUAGUCCAUAAAUUCGUUCUGUUUGUGUGAUAUUUUGACUCUGUCAUGCGCAUGAUGCAAGAGGAAACGAGGUCCCAUAGCAAACGUGAUUUCCUGUUUAUCAAUGAUAGCAUGGGCAUGGUGAUCAGGUUAUCAAUUUUUUAAUUUUUAAAUUAACAGUAAAAUUGUAUAUACUGCUGCGAUUUAAAUCGUCAUGAGCAAAUCCUAUCCAAAUUGUUGGUGAUGUCAAAAUCUUGAUUCGAGCAUCUACCAUCAGUCAUAAAGACGUUCCUGGGCCCUCAAAGCCCUGCUGGCCCUACAGAAUGAGGAAAUGGUAUUUCAUUUACAUCAGGCUCCUCUCUGGAUCAUUAGUGAUGUGCUGGAUCACCUAAAACGAAAAAAGGAAUAACAAUUCGUUUACAGUGCAUUCACACCAAUCUGUGGGUUACUUUCUCUAUAUGGAAGAAAAAUAUCAAUAUUUUAAUUACACCUUUCUGUUUUUGACAUGAUUACAGUUUAAAUGCAGGUACCAUACGUCACCUUUCUCAUUUGAAAUUUUCGAAUGCGAUUCAAACUAACAGCUGUGAUAGAUAAACUUUUUAAAAACUAGCGCUUUCUUCCCAUUACCCAUGUUCAGCAUAUAUUUUUAGUUCCGUUAAAGGGUCAAAAAAGUAUUUCCAGUAUCGCCCUGUUAAAGGCAGACAUUUGUUUUUAACAUUAGAAGUACUAGCAUUGAAUGCAUAUCUGAUUUUAACCAUCUAAAAGCUGUUAUUUUGAAAAGUUGAUAAUUUUAGGGUUAAAUAUUUAAAAAAAGUUCUUGUUUCCUUGUUUUAAAAAUUUGUUUAGGUACCAGUGGCACUGCUGAGUCUUACUCUGUUGGGUAAAGACGUGUAUUUAAAGAUAUUUAGAAGAGGAGAUAUCAAUCAAAAUAAAGAUGGAUGUGAAAGUGAGAGUUCAGCACCCAGGAUUCCAACAGAUUUUUCGGAAGAAAAAUUCGAUACAAAUCCUGUGCCACCUUUACAAACCAUUCUUAUCACAUUUUUGUGCGCAUCAUUAAUGUUUCUCUAUGAUGGCCUCCAAGCAGUUUACGGAGGAUACUUGUAUUCUUAUGCUGUUAAAGGCCCAGUUAAUCUAAAGAGAUCUAACGCAGCGUACCUAAAUGCUCUUUUUUGGGGAAUGUUUGCAGCAGGUAGAUUAAUCUCCAUUGCUCUGGCGACUCGACUGGCCCCUGCAUUCAUGCUUGGUUGUAAUAUCGUAGGCUGUACUUUCGGUAUGCUGCUGAUGCUCGCGCUAAAGCACAGCAAAGGAAUCCUCAUCUUUGGUACCUGCAUCAUUGGAUUAUUCAUGAGUUCCGUCUUUCCAACUGCGCUAUCACUUACAGAGCAGUACAUUAAAGUUACCCCUACUAUAACCUCAUUCCUUGUGUUUGGGGCUGCCCUCGGAGAGAUGUCUAUGCCUGUAGUUUUAGGACAUGAAUUUGAUCGGGCUGGUCCUAUUACAUUUUUGAUAACUGGCGUUGUUCUCUGCUUCUUAUCUCUCAUUAUUUACAUGGUGCUUUGGAUUGUUGGACGUUCAGUGGCCCAUUAUACAGGUUCCAGCGUGACGGGGCUUUUUUCAUCUUGCUUUCCUUCAAGAGCUGCUGCAGAAGGUGAAGAAACCAGUCUUACCACACAACACGUUCGCUAUUACUCCAGAAUGAAAGGCGACACUUCCGAAAACAGUUUAGAUGCGCAGCAAGAAUCUUCAUUCACAGAGCAGCCAACUAGUCAACCUCAGUAAUAAUAUUUUCAUUCUCAAACAAUAAGGCAUUUCUAUUAACUAAUUGUAUUCUACUUGUGAUAUCUUCUGCCAUAAUUCGAUAAGCGUUUUCAAUCUUCUUAGUGUGCAUAUAACAUAAUAAAUAACCAAGCUUAUUUCAUUUCAUCCCAGUAUACUUGCAAAAUAUACUUUAAAGACAUAUAAUUAUCAAGAGGAAUUUAAUUCAGUUAAAUAAUAGUUCAAUAGAAACUAAAAACCUUUAGUUUCGUGGAUUGAUGUUGUCUCUGUCAUUUCUAAAGAGGCCUUAGACUUAUAUCUAUAUAUGUAAAAUAGCUAAACAAGUACAAAAUCUAGAAUACUUCAUUUUUCCUCUUAGAUCAGAAUUUUUCCUCUUUCUUAUUGGUUCACCGAGUGUUACAGAACUUUUCCUGAAAAAUUAGAAGUGUUUGACUUAGUAAAAUGCCUGUUAAUUUAUCUAAUUCAUCAAUUAAGUUUAAUCGCUCUAAUUUCUAAUGAAAUAAGAACUUUUGAAAUAUUUUUGUUACUUCCAUAUGUUAAUUUAAUUAUUGAAAACUUUUAUUAAAAGAUAUCGCUCUUUAAAGUGGAAAUAUAAUAAAAUGAAAAAAAAAAAAAAAAUGUCAGCAAGUAUCAUAAAAUUAACUCUGUUUUAACAAAUAUAUUUUUUUAUAAUUUAAAAUAUAUUCAAACACUUCUAAUGGUACAUAACUCUUUACCUAGAAGCCAGAAUGUCUCAUCUUUAUCCUGUAAAAUAAACUGACUAGUGUUAAAAUGCUACGCAUUUUGUCAAAUUUUGUAAAACUCUGUUGUAAAUAGCAAUAAAAUUUUAAUAAAAUGGAACUGAAAAUGAA